Messenger RNA from Bursaphelenchus okinawaensis, 2752 nucleotides. NCBI's taxonomy places the organism in Eukaryota, Metazoa, Nematoda, Chromadorea, Rhabditida, Aphelenchoididae. The record is from the annotation of a GenBank genome assembly.
AUGCGGAACAAGGCCGACGCGGCCCAAGAGGCCAACGAAGAUGCGUUGGAGAACGAGCUCGAGAACGUGGGCAUCAUCGAGCCUCCGGAUGGCGGCUACGGAUGGGUGGUGGUGUUCGCAUCGUUCAUGGCUAACAUGAUCGUGGACGGAGUUAUCUUCUCCAUCUCCGAGACCAUCGUUCCGUUGUGGGAAAAAGAGUUCAACACCACCACGUCGAUGGCUACAGUAUCACCGUCGUUGUUGGCGGGAUGUUAUCUCUUGUCAGGUGGGUGUUGGCUGAAGUUUUUCGAUGUUUAGGUAUUAGUUUGGUUGAAAUGAAGACGGAAAAAAUGAAAAUGAUUCUUUUUUAUUUUCUUUCUUAAAUCUUUUUUUGCGUAAAAAACGAAUUGAUAACAAAAAAAAUAAAAAAUUUGCAAAAUCUCCAAAUUAAAAAAUUACUGUUAAAAGAGCUCUUAAAUCGACUUUUAGGUCCCCUGGCUAGCGCUUUAGCUAAUCAGUACGGCUGCGACAAGGUGGCCAUUCUUGGGGCGAUCAUAGCGGCAGCCGGCUUUCUUAUCAGUGUUAUGGUUCCCGCGUUGCCAGUACUGUACUUUACAUUUGGUAUUGUGGGUGGUGUAGGAUACGGGUUGAUCUUCCUGCCAGCCGUCGUUAUUGUAGGACAAUACUUUUCGGAGAAACGAGCUUUGGCCACGGGUAUCGCUGUUUGUGGGUCUGGCAUCGGGACGUCCCUUCUGAGUUAUGUAAGAGACUUAUAUGUAUAUUGACGUCAUUUUACAUGAUUUUAUGACCAUAUAAUUAUAAGAUGCGUAUAAUAAUGAUCACAAAAAUAAUAAAUAAUGACCUGAUUUCACUUUAGAUAAAUCCAAUAGUUCUCGGACUCCUGAACAACAACUGGAGGUUCUUUCUUGUUUUUAUUGCCGGUAUAACACUAUUAACAGUCAUCUUCGGGUACUUUUUUAAGCCUCUACAGCCAUCUACACAACAAUUGGAGAAAGUAAGUGCACAGUUACUGUAGUAGCGAGUGACAGGUUACAGAGAUUACAGAAAAUUACAUUGUCAAACAUGCUGAGGAUGAAGUGGAGCCAGAGAUCACUAGCAGUCCACAUGUGGCCCACGGUGUGGCCAUAGAACGAUUCAAGAGUCCCAGCAUGUCACAGAGUACCAGACAUCUAGGAGAGAACCGACCAUUCUUGUCUACCAUCGAGCUUCAUGCUAUUAGGAAUGGGGUAAGUUAUUAAUUUGUUAUCUGCAUAUUAGCCCUGUUCAUAUAUGCAAAGUUAAAUUAUGAGUAGGUACAGUAUAAACAAUAAAAUGUAUUGCUAUUUAGGAAAAGAAUGCCUUGUCUCACCAUGACCUGGCCUCAGCUGUGUCCAAGGCCAGUAUGGCAGACUUGAAUCGACCAUUGUCAAAGAUGGACAUCUUCUAUCCUGGCUCCACGACUAAACUGGCAGAACGACACGGAAGUACAACCAAACUACGUUCAGUUACAAAUGUAGAAGCCAGUACCAAUAAGUCAUCAUUAUACUUAAGCAAUAUUGGAUUACCGACAGCUGAAGACUACCUAAUCGACCAGAAAGAUACUUGGCACAGAGGAAUCUUAAGUGUAAGUUACUACAAUAUCUUGAAUAACAUUAGUUUGUUACCUAAACAAAAGAUAUACCUAAAAUUAAAAAACAUACUAUUCUGUUAAUGAUCCAUAGUGUUUGUCUAUAUAUUACAUCGAUUUUAGCCAUUGCAAUCAAUGUUGGACACCACCUUGUUAACCUCCCCCAGCUUCUUAAUCCUGGCGGUGGGAGGAUUCUUAACCUUGGCCUGCUUCUUUGUGCCAUUUAUGUUUAUUGGCCAACUAGCCAGGACCAAUGGUGUAGAACCAGAGCAUACCAAGUACCUGGUUGUUAUACUAGGCCUGGUCAACUUGGUAGCUCGAGUGUUAUGUGGAGUAAUUAGUGACCAUCCAAAGGUGGAUCCACUGGUCGUGUCUAACUGGGCUUUGAUUAUUGGUGGAGUAGCCACGAUUCUGGUGCCAUUUGCCAAUACUUUCUUUUUGUUUGCACUUUAUUGUUUGCCAUUUGCUUUUGGAGUUGGUAAGUUACUUAAUCUUUAAAUUGUUUAUUUAGUAUUGGUAACUCUUCCAUUGCAUUAGUUUCCACCAACAUUCCCAUGUUAUUGUAGACAAAACCCUUGUAAUCAUGUUUUUAUUAAAUGAUGUCUAAUUUAAUCGAGAGUCUCAAGUUAAUUGCAAACCCGCUUACAUUGGAUUACAAUCUAAGUAGAAACACAAACAAUUUCAGCUUGUUUCGCGGCACUUCGCUCUGUUAUCUGUGUAGAGUUGUUAGGGGUAGAGAAGUUAACCAAUGCCUACGGGAUCUUACUUAUGUUUAUGGGUGUGGCGGCCUUGGCUGGUCCACCGUUCGCCGGUAAGAAUUCAAAUUAAAGUUAAUUUCUUAAUAAGUGUUGAGAUAAUGUCAUUGCAAGUAACAACAGCUACAUAUUGCAAUAGAGCCAAAGAAAAAAUAAAAAACCAAAAUAUAUUAUACAUAAGAUCAAAAGAACCUUCACUAUCAUAACACCUAUUACAGCUCUUCUAAAGAACUUAACCAACAGUUUCAACAUGUCCUUCUAUGUUAUGGGUGUCUUAAUGACCUUAAGUGGUUUUAUCAGUCUUCCGUUGCGUAAAGUCAACGAAUGGGAGACCAGGAAAAACGAAUCCAACACUGCCAAUCCAGUCGAGCUACAGCCUCUAAACAAGUAG